Molecule: messenger RNA, 2268 nt
Organism: Penicillium alfredii
Lineage: Eukaryota; Fungi; Ascomycota; Eurotiomycetes; Eurotiales; Aspergillaceae
Gene: ace2
Product: putative C2H2 transcription factor (Swi5)
Exons: 1
Coding region: 1-2268 (755 amino acids)
Biological process (GO): regulation of transcription by RNA polymerase II
Molecular function (GO): RNA polymerase II cis-regulatory region sequence-specific DNA binding; DNA-binding transcription factor activity, RNA polymerase II-specific
Source: RefSeq, a predicted model, not a curated record
AUGAUCUCCGCCGCCACGAACUCGCUGGGUCACGGCCACCGCCGUCAAAUUUCCACUCCAGCUCCGUUCGAGGCUGCCCCGACAGUCAUGGCCAACAUCCCGCAACCCCGCGGACAUCGGCGCGGUCAGACAGUGGACUUUGCUUCCUUGAGUCCCCAGAUGACCGCCGCCCGACGCAACACGCCCACGACGGUUUCGCAGCUCCGAGACUUCUUCAACGAAAAAUCAGGUCACUCACGUCACAGCAACGCUGCCCAGCAGUAUCCAUCUUACUCCAACCAGGUCGACCGGCCUUUCACCUCAGAUCUGCCAACUCAACAGGCUUAUUCCUUCCAGUCGGCAGCAUCCAUGGGGUCCUUCAACCAGGAGCAAUUGCAAGCGAUCAACGUCCAGGCUGGUGACAUGUCUUCUCCCACCUCCUCAAUCGCUACGGCUCUCUCACGAUCGUCGAGCCAAGACUCUGACACUGCGGCUCUGAAGCAGGCCCUGUACCGAAUGCAACAAGAACAGGGCCAGCGCAACCCGCAGGUGUUCGCCAACCAGAGCCAACACCCCGUUGACACAGUGGACUGGGAACUCUUCCCUCAGAACCACAUGUCUGCAAUCCAGAAGCAACAUGCAUCGGGGUACACUCGAUCGAUGCACCCACUCUCUGUUCAACCAGAGUCUCGCUCUGACAAGGCUCAGACCCACAAUUCUACUUCGUGUAAGUCCACGAUACCUGUUACCCAAGUCGCUUGUGCCCUAACCAAUUCUCUAGACAAUUCUUCCCUUAUUACCCCUGAUGCUACCCCCAUGAAGAGAUCCAUUGAUUAUUCUAUGUUCAGCAAUGAGCACACCCCCACCAAAUCCCACAGCUUCUCGAUCCCGCGCACGCCUGUCACUGUCGACAUGCAGCGAACCAACUCCCUCCAGGAAGUGCCCAAUGUCAGUCCUGUAAAUCUCAAGCACCAGAUUCCUUCGCCUUCCAACUCCUCAUCGGCCUAUUUCACUGAGCUCGCCGCCAUGCCCUCUGCGGGGUCUUACGGUGUGUCACCACAAAAGAUCAAUUACCCUGCCACGCCUUCGACCGGCAAGCGUCAAAAGAAAACCGUUUCUCCCGUCUCAUCUCCUAUCAAACCAAAUAUUGAGACGCAAGCAGAACCUGCCGAUAACGACGACCUCGACGCUCGAGUGAAGGCGUCUGUUCAAGAGACCGGUGUUUCACCUGAGGAGAUUGCAAAGUACAUUUCUGGUCCCCAUGCCGAUGGCACAUGGGUGUGUCUGUAUGAGAAGUGCAAUACCCCGUUUGGUCGCAAGGAAAACAUCAAGUCCCACAUUCAGACCCACCUGGGAGACCGCCCGUACAAGUGCGAUGUUUGCGACAAGCGCUUCGUUCGAGGCCAUGACCUCAAGCGCCACCUUAAGACUCACAGUGGAAAGAAGCCCUUUGCUUGUGCCUGCAAUUCCAGCUUCGCUCGUCAGGAUGCCCUGACCCGACACCGCCAGCGCGAUAUGUGCGUUGGAGGUUUCACUGGCGUUGUUCCCAAGACGACCAAGCGUGGUCGCCCGCCGAAGAAGAACCGCCCCAACAUGGAGGCUCGUCAGACCAAGGCAAAUCGCACUCGUCAACUCGUGGCUGAAAAGAUCGCGUCGGAGACUCCAAUCACGACCGAGGAUCCCUUCCAAGAGGCGCCUGUGUUCACCUCGCCCAACUACGCUCCGUCCACCUACGCCCCGUCCAACUAUGCUCCAUCUACCACCCUGUCGUUCACGCCGCCUACCUCUCCCGGAUGCAGCAUUGACAACCCUGCUUCGCCCAAUCAGGCUUACACCUCGCUCACGCCUCAGUUUGAAGAUGAUAUGCUGCCAAUGCCAUCGCCUCAGAUGGCUGACUCUCGAGACGAGCGUGCACUUGCCCAGUUCGAGCCAAACAUGGUUCCCGAGUGCUACACACAUGAAGGUCUCUACAGCGACCAGGCCCUCUCGCCUCAUGACAUGUCGUCUCCUCAUACUGCCCCCACGCUGGCCGAGUCUUCGGUUGGCUCAGAGAUCGACUUCUUCAUGUCCCAGGACUCCACUGAAGAACUGCACGACCCAUUUGGGCCUCUGACCAACCAAGGCAUGCCAUUCCUUCCGGGUAACUAUCAGUAUGUGGACACCUCCGAGUUCGAAACUCCUUCAUCGUUCUAUCCGGAGAAGAGCUUCCCUAGUCUCCCGCCUCUCGGCGAAGACCCUCUGGCCGACCCGAUCGACACCCUUUCCAACGAAUUCCUGAUCGAUCCAUGA